This is a messenger RNA of Trachymyrmex septentrionalis, 473 nucleotides long. It is a transcript of the gene RpS25, whose product is annotated as 40S ribosomal protein S25. Lineage: Eukaryota; Metazoa; Arthropoda; Insecta; Hymenoptera; Formicidae. The record is from RefSeq and is a predicted model, not a curated record. Gene Ontology annotation, molecular function: structural constituent of ribosome. The transcript has 3 exons. Gene Ontology annotation, cellular component: cytosolic small ribosomal subunit. The coding region runs from base 73 to 432 and encodes 119 amino acids.
CGCCAGCGGAAGUGACGUCGCUCGCCAUGGCGAACAGUCUACUUCCCUUUUCUUUCUCACGCGACAGCCACCAUGCCGCCUAAAAAGGAUACAAAGGGUUCCUCUAAACAGCCUCAGAAAACCCAGAAGAAGAAGGAAGGCGGAUCUGGUGGAAAGGCUAAGAAGAAGAAAUGGUCCAAAGGAAAAGUACGUGAUAAGUUAAACAAUCAAGUACUCUUCGACAAACUUACAUAUGAAAAGUUGUUAAGAGAAGUACCGCAGUACAAAUUGAUUACUCCAUCAAUUGUUAGCGAAAGGUUAAAAAUUAGGGGAUCUCUCGCAAGACGGGCACUGAUAGAACUACAGCAGAAAGGCUUCAUCAAGCAGGUUGUGCAGCAUCAUGCACAACUUAUCUAUACACGUACUACUAAGGGAGAUGACCCAGCAGUAUAAUAUGUAAACAUCAAUUUAAUAAAAAAAAUUCUAAGCCAAGA